Molecule: messenger RNA, 1001 nt
Organism: Scheffersomyces amazonensis
Lineage: Eukaryota; Fungi; Ascomycota; Pichiomycetes; Serinales; Debaryomycetaceae
Gene: ELA1
Product: elongin A
Exons: 1
Coding region: 58-999 (313 amino acids)
Biological process (GO): transcription elongation by RNA polymerase II
Cellular component (GO): nucleus; elongin complex
Source: RefSeq, a predicted model, not a curated record
AAUUAAUACCCCAUACUUUAAAUUUCUUCUACUAAUUACUAAUUUAAGAAUAUUAACAUGGAUGGGAAUGAGAUUCCUGUAAGAAGGAAAGUUCCAUCAUUAGUAAUGAUUUCUACUCGAGUUAUAGCGGCUAAUAUAAAUAAUCUCAUUGAUAUUGGUUCAACACCUUAUCAUUUACUUGAAUCAAUAUUAUGUAAGAUGAAUGCAAAACAAUUAAAUAAUAUUGAAAUCAUAUCUCCACAUAUAGCAGUUCAUUCCGAUAAACUAUGGCGAGGAUUAAUUGAAAAAGAUUUCCCAACUCGUCCUUCAGAAUUAGAUCCUAUAUUAUCAAGAGAAUCUAUGCCUUAUAAGGCAUUAUAUGAGAAAUAUACUAAAGAAAGACAAUUAUUUGAAAGGGAUUCUACAGCAAGAUUAAGAAGAAUUACAAAAAAGAUAGAGCUUCAAAAGAAAGAGAAUAAAGUUACUCCAGUUAAAGAAUUACUUAAAGAUCCAACUAUAAAAAGACGACCUUAUAAUUUUGGUGGAUCAUCAAGACAAACAGUUCUACCAACAAGAAAUACAAUAUUAAAUAAGGUAAGAAAGAAUUUACAACAUCGUACAUUAAUAUUUAAAAAAGAACAUUUAAAGCCUUAUAGUGCAUAUGAUUCAUUUAAAGAUAAACCAAUUCAGCCUCCGAGAAGAUCAUUCACUAAUAUCCAGACAUCACCAUCUCGAGGUAUUUACUCUCAGCCAAUACCGACACCAGUUACUAAACCUUCAAUUACACCGACUACAGUAAUAGAAUCUCCAAAUCCAGUACCUAGUUCGAGUAUAAGAUCAACAACUCCUCCACCAUUAAAGAAAAGAAGAUCUGAAACUUCAGUUUUCUUGUUACCUAGGCAAAGGCCAAAUGUACAGCUGGCUGUAAUUAAACCUAAACCCAAGGCUAAACCGAAGGAUAUAGAUGAGCCAUCAUCAUCUAAGAUCAAAGCUGUAAAGUCAUCGAUUUUCAGCCGUUAAUG